AUGGCCGAGAGCUCCCCUCUGCCCUCCUCCCCUGCUGCAGCUGAGCCAGGAAUCACGGAGCAGCCCGGGCCCCAGAGCCCCCCUCCCUCCCCUCCAGGGCCGGAGGAGGAGCCCCUGGACGGAGCCGAUCCAGACGUCCCUCACCCAGACCUGGCGCCCGUUGCCUUCUUCUGCCUGCGACAGACCACCAGCCCCCGGAACUGGUGUAUCAAGAUGGUGUGUAACCCAUGGUUUGAAUGUAUCAGCAUGCUGGUGAUCCUGCUGAACUGCGUGACACUUGGCAUGUACCAGCCGUGCGACGACAUGGACUGCCUGUCAGACCGCUGCAAGAUCCUACAGGUCUUUGAUGACUUCAUCUUUGUCUUCUUUGCCAUGGAAAUGGUGCUCAAGAUGGUGGCCCUGGGCAUUUUUGGCAAGAAGUGCUACCUUGGGGACACAUGGAACCGACUGGAUUUCUUCAUUGUCAUGGCAGGGAUGGUCGAGUACUCCCUGGACCUCCAGAACAUCAACCUGUCGGCCAUCCGCACCGUGCGCGUCCUGAGGCCCCUCAAAGCCAUCAACCGUGUGCCCAGUAUGCGGAUCUUGGUGAACCUGCUCCUGGACACGCUGCCCAUGCUGGGGAAUGUCCUCCUGCUCUGCUUCUUUGUCUUCUUCAUCUUUGGCAUCAUCGGUGUGCAGCUCUGGGCGGGCCUGCUGCGCAACCGCUGCUUCCUGGAGGAGAACUUCACAAUACAAGGGGAUGUGGCCCUGCCCCCCUACUACCAGCCGGAGGAGGACGACGAGAUGCCCUUCAUCUGCUCCCUGUCGGGGGACAACGGCAUCAUGGGCUGCCACGAGAUUCCCCCGCUCAAGGAGCAGGGCCGCGAGUGCUGCCUGUCCAAGGAUGACGUCUAUGACUUCGGGGCGGGGCGCCAGGACCUCAACGCCAGUGGGCUCUGUGUCAACUGGAACCGCUACUACAAUGUGUGCCGCACAGGCAGCGCCAACCCCCACAAGGGCGCCAUCAACUUUGACAACAUCGGCUAUGCCUGGAUCGUCAUCUUCCAGGUGAUUACUCUGGAAGGCUGGGUGGAGAUCAUGUACUACGUGAUGGAUGCUCACUCCUUCUACAACUUCAUCUAUUUUAUCCUGCUUAUCAUAGUGGGCUCCUUCUUCAUGAUCAACCUCUGCCUCGUUGUCAUAGCGACCCAGUUCUCGGAGACCAAGCAGCGGGAGCAUCGGCUGAUGCUGGAGCAGCGGCAGCGCUACCUGUCCUCCAGCACGCUGGCCAGCUACGCCGAGCCAGGGGACUGCUACGAGGAGAUCUUCCAGUACGUCUGCCACAUCCUGCGCAAGGCCAAGCGCCGGGCCCUGGGCCUCUACCAGGCCCUGCAGAGCCGGCACCAGGCCCCGGGGGCAGCCGGCUCCGCCAAGCCCGGGCCCCACGCCAAGGAGCCCAGGCGCUACAAGCUGUGCCCCCGACACAGCCCCCCGGACUCGACGCUGCACAUGCUGGUGCAGCCCAUCUCUGCCAUUCUGGCCUCCGACCCCGCCAGCUGCCCCCGCUGCCAGCACGAGGCGGGCCGGUGCUCGGGCCUGGGCGGCAGCAACUCGGGCCAGGAGGGCUCGGGCUCCGGGGGCUCGGGCGGCGGCGAGGACGAGGCCGGCGGGCACGGGGCCCGGAGCAGCGAGGACGGGGCCUCCUUGGAGCUGGAGGACGAGGACGAGGAGGGGCGGGCGGACGGGGCCGCCUGGCUGUGCGGAGACGUGUGGCGGGAGACGCGAGCCAAGCUGCGGGGCAUCGUGGAGAGCAAGUACUUCAACCGGGGCAUCAUGAUGGCCAUCCUGGUCAACACCGUCAGCAUGGGCAUCGAGUACCACCCGCAGCCCGAGGAGCUGACCAACAUCCUGGAGAUCUGCAAUGUGGUCUUCACCAGCAUGUUCGCCCUGGAGAUGCUGCUGAAGCUGGCCGCCUUCGGGCUCUUUGACUACCUGCGGAACCCCUACAACAUCUUCGACAGUAUCAUUGUCAUCAUCAGCAUCUGGGAGAUUGUGGGGCAGGCGGACGGCGGGCUGUCGGUGCUGCGGACCUUCCGGCUGCUGCGGGUGCUGAAGCUGGUGCGCUUUAUGCCUGCGCUGCGGCGGCAGCUGGUGGUGCUCAUGAAGACCAUGGACAACGUGGCCACCUUCUGCACGCUGCUCAUGCUGUUCAUCUUCAUCUUCAGCAUCCUUGGGAUGCACAUCUUUGGCUGCAAAUUCAGCCUCCGCACGGACACGGGAGACACAGUCCCUGACCGCAAGAACUUUGACUCCCUGCUGUGGGCCAUUGUCACGGUGUUCCAGAUCCUUACCCAGGAGGACUGGAAUGUCGUCCUCUACAAUGGCAUGGCCUCCACCUCCCCCUGGGCCUCCCUCUACUUCGUUGCCCUCAUGACCUUCGGCAACUAUGUGCUCUUCAACCUGCUGGUGGCCAUCCUGGUGGAGGGCUUCCAGGCAGAGGGCGACGCCAAUCGCUCCUACUCGGACGAGGACCAGAGCUCAUCCAACAUGGAGGAGUUUGACAAGCACCAGGAGGGCCUGGACAGUGGCGGAGAUCCCAAGCUCUGCCCAAUCCCCAUGACCCCCAAUGGGCACCUGGACCCCAAUCUCCCAGUGGGUGGACAUCUGGGCCCCACUGGGGCUGCAGCAUCCGCCCCCCGCCUCUCGCUGCAGCCAGACCCCGUGCUAAUGGCCUUGGGCUCCCGCAAGAGCAGUGUCAUGUCACUGGGGAGGGUGAGCUACGACCAGCGCUCCCUGUCCAGCUCUCGGAGCUCCUAUCAUGGGCCGUGGGGCCGCAGUGGGGCCUGGGCCAGCCGUCGCUCCAGCUGGAACAGCCUGAAGCACAAGCCCCCGUCGGCGGAGCACGAGUCCCUGCUCUCGGCGGCGGAGCGCAGCAGCGGCGCCCGGGCCUGCGAGGGCGCCCGGGCCUGCGAGGGUGCCCGGGAGGAGGGGCCGCUGCGGGCCGCGCCCCUGCACGCCCCGCACGCCCACCAAGCGCAGCACGGUCCCCACCUGGCGCACCGUCACCGCCCCCACCGCCGGACACUGUCCCUCGACACCAGAGAUUCGGUGGACCUGGCCGAGCUGGGGCCCGCCGUGGGCACCCACCCACGGGCUGCCUGGAGGGCGGCAGGCCCGGCCCCCGGGCACGAGGACUGCAACGGCAGGAUGCCCAGCAUCGCCAAGGACGUCUUCACUAAGAUGGGCGACCGCCUGGCUCGCGGGGAGGACGAGGAGGAGAUGGACUACACUCUGUGCUUCCGCGUCCGCAAGAUGAUUGACGUCUACAAGCCUGACUGGUGUGAAGUCCGCGAGGACUGGUCUGUCUACCUCUUCUCCCCUGAGAACAGGUUUCGGGUCCUGUGUCAGACCAUCAUCACCCACAAGCUCUUCGACUAUGUCGUCCUGGCCUUCAUCUUCCUCAACUGCAUCACCAUUGCCCUGGAGCGGCCCCAGAUUGAGGCCGGCAGCACGGAACGCAUCUUCCUCACUGUGUCCAACUACAUCUUCACAGCCAUCUUCGUGGGCGAGAUGACACUGAAGGUGGUCUCGCUGGGCCUGUACUUCGGUGAGCAGGCGUACCUGCGCAGCAGCUGGAAUGUGCUGGAUGGCUUCCUUGUCUUCGUGUCGAUCAUCGACAUCGUGGUGUCCCUGGCCUCGGCCGGGGGAGCCAAGAUCCUGGGGGUCCUCCGGGUGCUGCGGCUCCUGCGCACCCUACGACCCCUGCGUGUCAUCAGCCGGGCACCUGGCCUGAAGCUGGUGGUGGAGACACUCAUCUCCUCCCUCAAGCCCAUUGGCAACAUCGUCCUCAUCUGCUGUGCCUUCUUCAUCAUCUUUGGCAUCCUGGGGGUGCAGCUCUUCAAGGGCAAGUUCUACCACUGUCUGGGCAUAGACACCCGCAACAUCACCAACCGCUCCGACUGCGUGGCCGCCAACUACCGCUGGGUCCACCACAAGUACAACUUCGACAAUCUGGGCCAGGCCCUGAUGUCCCUCUUUGUGCUGGCCUCCAAGGACGGUUGGGUGAACAUCAUGUACAAUGGACUGGACGCCGUCGCUGUGGACCAGCAGCCCGUGCCCAACCACAACCCCUGGAUGCUGCUCUACUUCAUCUCCUUCCUGCUCAUCGUCAGCUUCUUCGUGCUCAACAUGUUCGUGGGUGUCGUGGUGGAGAACUUCCACAAGUGCCGGCAGCACCAGGAGGCCGAGGAGGCGCGGCGGCGCGAGGAGAAGCGGCUGCGGCGCCUGGAGAAGAAACGCCGGAAGGCCCAGCGGCUGCCCUACUAUGCCACCUACUGUCCCACGCGGCUGCUCAUCCACUCCAUGUGCACCAGCCACUACCUGGACAUCUUUAUCACCUUCAUCAUCUGCCUCAAUGUGGUCACCAUGUCCCUGGAGCACUACAAUCAGCCCACGUCUCUGGAGACAGCCCUCAAGUACUGCAACUACAUGUUCACCACUGUCUUUGUGCUGGAGGCUGUGCUGAAGCUGGUGGCAUUUGGUCUGAGGCGCUUCUUCAAGGACCGGUGGAACCAGCUGGACCUGGCCAUCGUGCUGCUGUCGGUCAUGGGUAUCACGCUGGAGGAGAUCGAGAUCAACGCAGCGCUGCCCAUCAACCCCACCAUCAUCCGCAUCAUGCGGGUCCUGCGCAUUGCCCGGGUGCUGAAGCUGCUGAAGAUGGCCACGGGAAUGCGGGCCCUGCUGGACACCGUGGUGCAAGCUCUGCCCCAGGUGGGCAACCUGGGCCUCCUCUUCAUGCUGCUCUUCUUCAUCUACGCUGCCCUGGGAGUGGAGCUCUUCGGGAAGCUGGUCUGCAAUGACGAGAACCCAUGUGAGGGCAUGAGCCGGCACGCCACCUUCGAGAACUUCGGCAUGGCCUUCCUCACGCUCUUCCAGGUCUCCACUGGCGACAACUGGAACGGGAUCAUGAAGGACACACUGCGGGACUGCACCCACGACGAGCGCAGCUGCCUGAGCAGCCUGCAGUUCGUGUCGCCGCUGUACUUUGUCAGCUUCGUGCUCACGGCCCAGUUCGUGCUCAUCAACGUGGUGGUGGCCGUGCUCAUGAAGCACCUGGACGACAGCAACAAGGAGGCCCAGGAGGACGCCGAGAUGGACGCCGAGCUCGAGCUGGAGAUGGCCCACGGCCUGGGCCCCGGCCCGGGGCCACCCGCCGGCUCCCCGGGGGCGCACGUGCCUGGCUGCGGGCCAGGAGGGGCGGGCGGCGCGGGCGACGCCGAGGGCCACCUGAUCCGAAACUGCUACUCGCCAGCCCAGGAGAACCUGUGGCUGGACAGCGUCUCUUUAAUCAUCAAGGACUCCUUGGAGGGGGAGCUGACCAUCAUCGACAACCUGUCCGGCUCCAUCUUCCACCACUACUCCUCGCCUGCCGCCUGCGAGAAGUGUCACCAUGACGAGCAGGAGGUGCAGCUGGCCGAGACAGAGGCCUUCUCCCUGAACUCAGACAGGUCCUCGUCUAUCCUGCUUGGCGACGACCUGAGUCUGGAGGACCCCGCAGCCUGCCCACCCGGCCCCAGAGACAGCAAGGGGGAGCCAGAUCCGCCUGAGCCGAUGCGGGUGGGGGACCUGGGUGAAUGCUUCUUCCCCUCAUCCAACACGGCCGUCUCGUCGGGUCCGGAGAACUUUCUGUGUGAGAUGGAGUCGAUCCCAUUCAACGCCGUACGGUCCUGGCUGAAACACGAGAGCACCCAAGCGCCCCCGAGCCCCUUCUCCCCGGAUGCCUCCAGCCCACUCCUGCCCAUGCCCGCCGAGUUCUUCCACCCUGCUGUGGCCGCCAGCCAGAAAGGACAGGAGAAGGGCGCUGGUGCCGGGACACUCCCCAAGAUUGCCCUGCAGGGCUCCUGGGCGUCCCUGCGGUUGCCCAGCGUCAACUGCACCCUCCGUCAGCAGGCCACGGGGAGCAACACGUCGCUGGAGGGCAGCCGCAGCAGCUCGGCGGGCAGCCUGCAGACCACGCUGGAGGACAGCCUGACCCUGAGCGACAGCCCGCGGCGCGCCCUGGGGCCUCCCGCGCCCGCCCCGGGGCUCCGCGCCGGCCCGUCGCCAGACGCCCGCCGUCGCCCGAGCCUGCGGGGCCGAGGCUCGUUCAGCCUGAGCGGGCUGCGGGCGCAUCAGCGCAGCCACAGCAGCGGGGGCUCCACCAGCCCGGGCUGCACCCAGCACGACUCCAUGGACCCGUCGGACGAGGAGGGCGCGGGCGGCCGGGCCGGCGGGGGCGGCGGGGGCGCGGGCAGCGAGCACUCGGAGACGCUCAGCAGCCUUUCGCUCACCUCCCUCUUCGGGCCGCCGCCCCCGCCGCCCGGCCUCCCGUCCGCGCGCAGGUUCAGCAGCACCAGCAGCCUGGCCGCCGGCCCCGGCCGCCCCCGCGCCGCCGCCCGGCCCCGAGGCCUGGCCCGCAGCCCCUCCUGGGCCGCCGAUCGCCGCAAGGACCCGCCGUGCCAGGCCGAUCCGGCCGCCGCCCGGGGCCCCUGGACGCCCGAGCCGCAGCCGCCACCGGGCGAGCCACAGCCCGGGGACGCCGCGAGCCAGGGGAGGAGAUGA
Molecule: messenger RNA, 6579 nt
Organism: Kogia breviceps (pygmy sperm whale)
Lineage: Eukaryota; Metazoa; Chordata; Mammalia; Artiodactyla; Physeteridae
Source: RefSeq, a predicted model, not a curated record